Molecule: messenger RNA, 1809 nt
Organism: Vespula pensylvanica (western yellowjacket)
Lineage: Eukaryota; Metazoa; Arthropoda; Insecta; Hymenoptera; Vespidae
Product: lachesin-like
Exons: 9
Coding region: 212-1219 (335 amino acids)
Biological process (GO): synapse organization
Cellular component (GO): neuron projection membrane
Source: RefSeq, a predicted model, not a curated record
GGAGGGGAAGAGAGAGAAAAAGAGAGAGAUAGAAUCCGUUUGGAGUUAGCAUCGAAAGAGAAAGAGAUCGAUCGGCCGAGCAAAUUACGACGCGUGGAACGUUGAAAUCGUUGUGUUACACAGGAUGGAUACUGAAGAGUGGAAACGUGGAAGCAGGAACGCGGAAAGUGCUGCGACUUUGGGACUAGAAAUGAGUUGAGGAUCGGCUACGAUGUUGAGUCGUUUGUCGGCCGUGGUGGCCUCCAUUUUGGUUCACCAGGUACACUUUCUGUGCACCGCAGAUUCUCAAGGCGUGAAGCCAGUUCCUGGGCUGGAAAACCUGCCGAGGUCGUUCUGGCGUGAGCUCAGUUCACCCUUUACCGAGGUGUACGAAGUGGACAGUUUUGCCACCGAGAUCAGUGCAACGCCCGAACCAAGGCCGUUUUUCGAAGAUCCAGAGAGCAACAUUACAGUGCAGUUAGGAGCUCAAGUACACAUGCACUGUAGAGUGCAAAAUUUGCAAAAGAAUUUGAAGGUAUCGUGGGUACGAAGACGUGGCGAGGAUUUUCAUUUACUUACUAUCGGCCUUGACACGUAUGCGAGCGACUCGAGAUUUUCUUUGGAGUUCGAAGGCCCGAACGAUUGGCGAUUACAGUUGAAAUCGGCGACUGAAAGGGAUGCAGGACUUUACGAGUGUCAAGUCAGUGUACAUCCGCCAUUAAUCAGAACGGUUCAUCUGUCGGUAUCAGAUCUAACUUUGGUACGCGCCACGAAGAUAGCACCGUUACCACUAACAUCCGCAGAAGAUCGCCCAUUUCUACUCGUACCAAGAGUUGAGAUUGUUGACGAACGUGGCGCGACCACCGGCGAUAAAUUCUAUAAAGCAGGUAGUACGAUAGAACUGAAGUGUGUCGUUAGCAAUAUACCUCAACCGACUGGAUACGUAACAUGGCGGCAUGGAUCUCGUGCACUGAAUUACGAUACCACCCGUGGAGGAAUCAGUGUGAAAACCGACAUGGGGUCGACCGGAGCGGUUUCGAGGCUCUACAUUGCCAAUGCGAAUAAGAAAGACAGUGGGAACUAUAGUUGCGCAUUGGCCGACAUAGCUGCGGUCACUGUCGUCUCCGUCCACGUGCUCAACGGAGAGAAUCCAGCGGCGAUGCAGCACGGUGGAAGCGGCAGUUCAAGGGCAGCAUUGGUCCUUAUCAUCCUUGCGACAUUGUCAUCGCUUUUGAGGUGACCGUGAGGAGAUCUUUGGCGCUGCUACGUAGCUCUGCGAUACGAAUGGUGCUAACUAACUUUGUCACGCGAGCAAGAACAUCGGAUACUCUUCGAAACGAGAGAGAAAGGAGAAGAUGGGAAAUUAACGAAAAGAAAAAUUUAAGACGAGAGGAAAGAGAAUAAUAGAAAAUUCAAGAAAAAAGGAAAGAUCUCGUUCCGAUGCCGAGUAUCCACCGUGUUCCUUUCAGAAAUUUCACGAUUAAUGAAAAACGUUCGAACCAAGAUUAAGUUAAUAAACUUUGUUCGAACUCGUCGUGUGCUAAACCUAAAUCUUAUACAUAUAUAUACAUAUAUAUAAACAUAUGUGUAUAUAUAAGUAUAUAUAUAUAUAAUAUCCUGAUAACUCGAGACCUCUCCUCACAUGCGCUCAGAGCAACGAAAUUUCAUUUCCUGCGUUCAUGGCCGAAAAUUGUCAUAUGAACGCUUAUAUCAAUCGCGAUCUUAUACAAUGUACGCGUGUGGAAACUCGACGGAAACGGCACGUUCCAAAAUCGUUGCGAGCACAUUUUAUCUUCGCCCAAUACGAGGGAUAAAAUAAUAAUAAUAAUA